AACAACAACCACAACAGCAGCAACAACAACAACUAGCAAAUAAACGGUAUUUGUGUUUUGUUAAACCAAUCCCCUGCCCUGCGCCAACCCCGCCACUGCACACCUACGCCCUUGCCCUGUAACGGUAAAUGUUGUUGCGAAAAUAUUCAAACUGUAAAAUGUGUAGCAAUUGUGAAAUGUAACUGAAAAACGAAUAGAGAAGAACUGCAAAACAGUGUGUACACAAAUUCGAGUGGAAAAAACUUAAAAACAAAAGCUGUCGCACACACGAAAGUCAAUCAGUCAAUCAAUCAAUCAAUCGAACGGUAAACAAACGGGCGCAGGCGUCGCGCAGCUGAAACCAUGAAGUGCUGCGUAAUAAUUAGCUCGCUAAUGCUGCUGUCAAUUGCACAGCACAUUGGCAGCGUCGAGGUGCACUUCGAGGCACCGGACAGCGGCUUCUUUCUGAAGCACGCGCGUCAACCACCUGUAACGCCGGAGAUUGCCAAUGUGCCGAGCUCCUCCUCGGUGCCGCCGACACGUAGCCGCAUCUCAUACGACUCGGUGCUGUCGCUGGAUCGCUUCACUGUCGUGGAGACCACACAGCCCGUCUCCAUACGCGCCAGCUACGGCCCGUUCUCGACCAAGCAAACGGUGCCCGCGCGCUACAUUGUGCCGGACACCAUGGACACCAACCAGGCGGGCGACUAUGUGAACAACUCGACGGCCACGCUGCUGGAGCUGCAGCAGCCGAACAUGCAUCUGGACAUCUCGGCGCAUCUGGUGCGCGGCAGCGUCUCGCAGGAUUCGCCGGUGCUGCGCGUGCUCUUCCAUGCCGGCGCCGAUCCCGGCGGCCAUUUGCAGCGACAAAAGGUCUGCGUGCUGCUUCACGUCGCCAUGGCCAAUGAACAACCCCUGAAGGGACGCUGCAUGCCCGAGGGCGAGGAUGGAGUCUGCGUGGCCGAGGUGGUCAUACCGCUCAGCUGGUGGCCAGCGCUGCCGGCGCCUCGCCACAGCCGCGAUGCCAGCAGCAGCAGCAACGGCGCCGGCGGAGGUGCGCCUGGACAGAUCCCGCCGAAGGUGCCGCAACGCUAUGCUCAGGUCUCGUACAGCGUGUUCGAGCCGCCGGUGCGCAAUCCGGAGCAAUGCGAGCCGAAGGUGCAGAUCCAACCGUUGACAACAUUCGCUCAGGUGCCGCUGCUGGCCGCCAAGACGCCGUUUAAGGAGCUGCGCGCCGAUGAUUCGGUCACAUUUCUGCUGCCCCAGCAUCCGCUCUAUCCCAUGUCCAAGCUGCAUGUGCCCGUCUAUCUGCAUCAGUAUGCGGAUCAGGAGCAGCGCGUCGCCGCGUUUACGGUCCGCGCCCGCGUCAAGGCCGGGCUGCGCAUCAUGGGCGCCAGCGCCGCCAGCGAUCAGUGGAGCAUUAGCAUCGAAAAGGAGAAUCCCAAGCAUACGACGGCUCGUGUAACCGCUUUUCGCAAGGAAUCCUCCGAUUCCUCCUCCUCCUCCUCCUCCUCCUCCUCCUCCUCCUCCACCGCUGCCGCCGGCAACACGGACGGCAGAGGCAACUUUACCAGUAGCAGCAGCGCCAGCAACGAGGUGUACGAGGUCUUCUCCUGGCUGCUGGAGGUGGCCGACGAUCCCAACGACAUUUUGGACGGGGGCAAGAUCGUCUGGUCCGUCACACAUGUCUACGAUACGCCCAAGGACAAGGACUCCUCGGAGCUGAUUGCUACGGACGAUACCAAGAAACGUCUGAUUGCCAAGCUGGAGAUCAACAAGGACGACAUUCAGGCGGUGCUGCCCAUGGCCAAGAUCUGGGAGGUGAUGAACACGGCGGUUCUCACUGGCCGUCAGGUGGCUCAGGCCAUGAAGGUCUUUAUUGUCUCGCAGGCGGGCAAAGUGGCCGAUGUUACCCUGCAGAGCUCCUGCCAUGCCGAGGACGAGAGCGUCAUCAAGGUUUCCUCGUCGUGCAGCUCCGUUUAUGUGGAUGGCUCCGAGCAGCGAGGCUCGUCCAAUGCUUCGGUCAUUGUCAAGUAUGGCACCUAUGUGGGCGUGGCCAAGUUCAUUGUCUGGAUGCCCGAAUUCCCGCUUGAAGUUUACAUAUCCGACUUUCGUCUAUCCCAAAUUAAGGGCUGGAAAGUAACCGACGACAAUCACUAUCUACACAACAAACAAUCCAGACGCCGCAAGAAGCGCUCGUAUAUGUGGAACCCGAAGGGCAGCAGCUACUACAACAAUGUCGGCGCCGAGAAGACCAUCUGUCGCGCUCGCUAUCAGCAGAGUCCCGUCGAGGUGUACGCCAAAUUCCUGGCCAUCGAUCAGAACUCUGGACGCAUUAGCUACUUUAUCUCACGGCGCACGGGACUGCGCGUCACGGACUUGGUGCAGCCGCUGCUGCGCGUGGCAGAUCCAAAGAUCGCCUCGCUCAAGGGCCGCAUACUGCAGGGCAAGUCAAUGGGACGCACCGAUGUGCAAGUGCUCUCGCCGAUCACGGGCCGUGUCAUUGGCACCAAGGAGAUACGCGUCGGCAGCGACAAGGUGAAUCUCUCCAAGCUGAUUGUGCGCGUCAUAUCAGGCCUGCAGUUGACCAUCACGCCGGAAAAUGCCAUCGAGAACGGCUACCUGGCCGAAACAUCCGUCACGCACAAGCUCACAGCACAGUAUCAGGAGGGUCUGCUCGACAUCGAUCUCGAGUUCAACGAUGGCUCCAAGACGCCGUUGCGCGACAUUGCGGUGGAGGACUAUUUCCUGCUGGUGGAGAGCCUGGACACGGAGGUGGUCGCCUUUGCGCCGAUGCUGGCCUCGCAUCAUCCGCGCGUCAUCGCCGUCGGCGAGGGCAAUGGCAAUUUGCUGCGCGUCACUUUGCUGCUGUCGGAGGAAUGCCGCAUGCGACGCGGCCCUGGCGCCGGCUCGUCCUCCUCCUCCUCCUCGUCGUCUUCGGGGGGCAGCUCCUCCAAGCCGAACAAGCCGAAUGCGGCGCCGCUGGCGAGCGCCCUGGCCUCCAUUGAGGUGGACUUCAACAAUGUGGACAUUGUCAGCAAACAGGAGUCCAUACAGAACGACGGCACCGUCGGCCGCGAGCGCAAAAACUAUCGCAACACCGGCGACCUGGCGGACAUCAUAGUUGGCAUACCGCUGCGCGACUCGAGCCAACAAUACGAGCCCACGGUGCAGGCGCGCCAGCAUCGGGCCAGCAUUCAGGCGGUGCACAAGACGCACUACGGCAGCCGGGCGGGCGGCAUUGGCAGCGGCAACAUGUCCUCCAUGGAGCUGGGCAUGUACGUACUGCUGACGGCCUUCUGUUUUGCCAUCAUUGUGUUUGUCAUCUCGUGCGUGGUGUAUGCCUCCAAGUUCCGACCGGCCAUGAUUGAGUCUGGCCUCGAUCCGCUCUCUGGCGCUGGCAAGACCAGCGGCAAUGCUGGCGCUGGCGGCUUUCGUGAUGUGCGCCUCAAGGAGUCCACUACCAAUGCCCACGACUGGGUCUGGCUGGGACGCUCCACCAUUGACAGACACUCGCUGGCCGUCAACGACACCGUCAACAAUGCCCAGCAGCCGCAGCCCCAGCAGCAGCAUAUCAAUGCGCGCGAUUCACGCAUGCGCAUCACCAGCAACCCGAUCAUCAAUUACGACAACGGACGGCGAGUCAGCUCCUUUGACCAGCAGCAGCCACAGCAGCAGCCGCCCAAGCUGCAGACGCACAUUGUGCCGGCAUCCAAUCUGAACAAGAUCCACACCGACAACUAUCUGCCUGGCAAGGACGCCGUCGCUCCGGAAUACAAGCCGCCUGUGCCGCCGCAUCGCAAUGUUGGGACACGCGCCCUGUUGCCGCCACAGCUGCCGCAGUCGGCGCCCGUCAAGGAAAAGGAGAUGAUCAACAAGCGUCACAGCCAGCAAUUCAAGCGCGAGCCGCUGCACAACGACAACAACAAUGCGACGCAGCAGCCGCCGCCGCAGCCGGAACGUCAGCAUCAGCGCAGUCAUAGCCAUAGCCACAAUUUUAUACAGGAGCCAGCGCUGCGCUUGGCACACAUGAAACUCAAGCAGCAUCAGCAACUGCAGCAGCAGCAGCAGCAACAGCAGCAACAACAACAACAGCAGCAGCAGCAGCAACAACAGCACGAGGAGCUGCACAAUGCCGAGAAGCUGGUGGAGUACACAAAUCCGCAUCAGAAGAAUGCAUUUCAAUUCGAUUCGCUGACACCAAAGAGAGUAACCAAAGCAGCAGCCGUUGCAGCAGCAACAGCAGCAGCAGCAGCUGCCACAUCGCCAGCCAUAACACAAAUCAAGGAGAAUCACAACCACAGCAUAUUGAGCACCGUUGCGGAUGCGGCCAAUUCGAAUGCCACCGAUGAGCUAGCCCGGCUGCCGACACCGCCGGCUCUCGGACAUGGCCACGCCCACAUUAGCAGCGAGCCAACAACAAAAUCGUCGCGCAUCAAGCGCGCCACAGUUGUUGGCAAUCCCAUGUUCUCGGCCACCGUAGACGAUACGCUGGCACCUGGCGAACGUCUGGGCCUGGAUGAUCUCGACAUGGAUUACGAACAGAUCAUGCACUACUUCGAUAAUCUAAAGGAGUCAAAUGCCUGAGUACAAGAGAUCAUUGCUAAAAUUCGCGAGAUAUUGUCAACAUUUCAUCAACGAUACCAGAAUGUCGUUACGCCCCUAACAACGCCCACGCGCAAGCAGAUCCAAAUGCUAGACGAGCUCGUCGCCGUUCGAAUUGCAGUUGGAGACGGAAAUGGAAACGGAAACGGAGACGGAGACAACGAGGCGAUGCCGCCGCCGCCUGAGCAUUGUCCAAAGCAAAAGUUUCAAAUUCCAAGCAAAUGCAACUAAAGGGUAACUUGUACACACACACACCACACACACAUACACACACAAGAAACGCAAUUCUAGCAAUCCAAAACCUAAAAGAAUACUCAAUACAAAAAUUGUACCCAGAGUUAAACGCGACGCUGAAAACAAGAAAUAUUUAUUGCCUAGACCUUAAGUUCAUACCAUAUAAAAAGCAUAAACUAUAUAUAUAUAUAUAUAGUAUAUAUACA
Messenger RNA from Drosophila novamexicana, 5024 nucleotides. RefSeq names its product transmembrane protein 132B (gene dtn). The record is from RefSeq and is a predicted model, not a curated record. The transcript is spliced from 13 exons. The coding region runs from base 343 to 4566 and encodes 1407 amino acids. NCBI's taxonomy places the organism in Eukaryota, Metazoa, Arthropoda, Insecta, Diptera, Drosophilidae.